Mycetomoellerius zeteki is the source of this 1302-nucleotide messenger RNA. Its product is annotated as diphthine methyltransferase. Gene Ontology annotation, molecular function: diphthine methylesterase activity; protein binding. The record is from RefSeq and is a predicted model, not a curated record. The transcript is spliced from 4 exons. The coding region runs from base 170 to 1282 and encodes 370 amino acids. Gene Ontology annotation, cellular component: cytoplasm. Lineage: Eukaryota; Metazoa; Arthropoda; Insecta; Hymenoptera; Formicidae. Gene Ontology annotation, biological process: protein histidyl modification to diphthamide.
UUGACCGUGUUUGAUGAAAGACGCUAAGUCCGGCUAAGUUGGUUUGUUUGACUAAGUUGCGAAUUGCAGAACUUGUUAUUUGCGACAAUUGCGACACGUAUCACGAUAUGAUAUUUAAGAGAUACGAAGAGAGAUUUGAGGAGAUUGACUAGAUAAUUGACUGAAAGAAAUGGCAGAAGAUGAGAUACAUAUACGUACAUUGGCUACAUUCGAUACAAAAUUUCCAGCAGACACCGUCGAAUGGUGUCCUGUAGAGCCAUAUCGAAAUUUAUUAACGUGUGGAACAUAUGAAUUAAAUAAAAAUGAACCUAACACAAAGUCUACAUAUAGACAAGGGCAAAUUUUAUUGUUGCGUAUAACAAAUGGUGGAGAAUUAGAAUUGCUGCAACAAGUAUGCACUUCAGCUAUAUUGGAUAUGAAAUGGUUACAUGUCAUAGAUAUUGUAGAAACUCGAAUAUUACUCGCAGUUGUCGAUUCCAUGGGAUACUUACAAAUUUAUCAACUAAAAAACGAUGGAAAAAGAAUAGAAUUUAUCACUAAAUUAAAAGUCAAUAAUGAGGAGAAUGUCAUGGCGUUAUCUCUUGAUUGGUCCAGAAGAAACAGCCCUGCCUCUGAUCCUAUCAUUAAUACAAAUAUUCUUGUGAGCGACAGUGCAGGACAAAUCUCUCGUUUUACGUGGGGUGAAGCAGGUGAUCUGACGAAAGAUUUUACAUGGCCUGCGCACAAGUUCCAUGCGUGGAUUGUCGCCUUUGAUUAUUGCAAUCCAUUAAUUUUUUAUUCUGGAGGCGAUGACAAUAGAUUCCUAUGUUUCGAUAGCAGAACUGGAUCUCAUCCUGUAGUUGAAAAUAAAAAGUAUAUUGCCGGUGUCACUAGCAUCCAUAGUAAAAAAUUCUUACUCGCAACCGGAAGUUACGAUCAGAAUGUAAGACUGUGGGAUAAGAGAAAUUUCGCGCGACCAAUAUCGACGAUUUGUCUCGAUGGUGGAGUUUGGCGUUUAAAAUGGGAUCCGUUUACUCAUCAAUACCUGCUUGCCGCCUGUAUGCACAAUGGUUUUAAGAUCAUUAAUCAUGAUGUAUUAUCGUCUGUUGUUGUCAAUUAUAAAGAGCACAAAGGUUUAUCGUAUGGCUGUGACUGGUCAUUCUUAAAACAAUCGGAUGUUUCGAAUUUAAGCAUAUCUAAUGGAGACACUUUGAUGAGCACUUGUUCCUAUGAAGAUUGUCUCCUUAAAGUAUCUGUAAUUGAUUUUUGGCCGGACAAACGUAUUGACGAAAAAGAUUACUAAUAUAAGAUGAAGGAUAUUCC